Helicoverpa armigera (cotton bollworm) is the source of this 1210-nucleotide messenger RNA. RefSeq lists its product as uncharacterized. The coding region runs from base 5 to 934 and encodes 309 amino acids. The record is from RefSeq and is a predicted model, not a curated record. NCBI's taxonomy places the organism in Eukaryota, Metazoa, Arthropoda, Insecta, Lepidoptera, Noctuidae. Gene Ontology annotation, molecular function: protein binding. The transcript has 6 exons.
ACGCAUGCGCGGUGCGCGCGCUGGGUCGAUAGGGCGCCGCGGUCAGUCCGCGCCGCGCCGGGCCACUGAGAGCCCGCGCCGCCCCGCCAUGAGGGCGCGCGCGCUACUUUUCCUCCUCGUGGUUUAUGCUACCUACAGCCAUGCUGAGAAGAGCAAAUUCUAUUACAUGGACUCCCUAUGCAAGGACCACUUCCUUCAGCGGCAGUACCGCAAGGUGGACGGCGGCGUGCUCUGGUCGCGCAACGAACGCAACCUGGACUGCACGGUGACCUUCCAGACGCACAGCAUCCUGCAGCGGUUCAUGCUGCACUUUGACCUGCUGCAACUUGACUGCAACGAUCAUCUGUACGUGUAUGAUGGCGCGCAUGCGACUGCGCCGCCUAAGGCCGACCUCUCAUGCCGCAACACCAAGCAGCAAGUCGGCGCGCUGUUCACGCGCAGCAACUUCGUGACGCUCAAGUACGUCACGGACAACUGGGGCACUGACGCCAACGGCUUCAGGCUCGUCAUCACCGCCGUCAAAGACCCCAUUCCAGAACACGGCUGCAAGGAGUUCCGCUGUAAGCAGCGCGAGUUCUGCGUGAGCGCAGACCUCAUGUGCGACGGCGUGGACCACUGCGCCGACGGCUCAGACGAGGACACCGCUGCUCUCUGCCCAGAGAGCGGCGGGACCGGCGCGAGCGGCGCGUGGGUGGCGGGGAUCGCGGGCGCAGCCGCGCUGUUGGCGGUGGUGGCCGCCGGCGUCGCGUGCUGCGCCUGCCGCCGCCGCGCCGCCAACCAGCGCACGCGGUUACAUCUACAAGAGUUGGCGAGCAGUAACGGCGGCGGGUGCGCGGGCGGCGAGGCGGGCGCGACGCGGCUGCCGGGAAACCCGGAGCCCCCUGCGGGCCCGUGCGGGGCGGCGCGGGCGGGCCGCCUGCGGCGGGCGGCCUGAGCGCCGUGCCGCACAAGGACGAGUGGUUCGUCUAGCGGCCCGGGGCCCGCAGGGGGGGGCCCGCCCGCCCCCGGCCACCACUGUUACGCUAUGUAAAUUUAUCGAUAUGACAUUAAACAUUUUUGGCUUACCGUUGGUAUGUUAUUGGGUUGUAUUCGCCGACCCGGAUCCUCUUCCUUUGUUUGUAUACACGUUGUAAUUCUGCGACUAUUCAUAGAUAUUAUAGAAUAAUUGUAAUCGUCAAAUAAAUAAGUUUUUUGGUAUGAGUUUUGAAAA